AUGAAGCACUAUUCCAAGAGUGACACUUCUUCCUCUUCAGCCUCCUCCACCUCCACCUCCGCCGCCGCCGCUGCCGCCAAUAUCCAUGCCUGGAGCUGGAACUCUCCGGUGCCUUACCUUUUUGGUUGCUUAGCAGCAAUAUUCGUGCUUAUUUUCGUGGCCUUGUUCGUCCUUGCCUGGGCACAUUGCAAGAAGUUGCACAGAUCAUCUUCAUCGUCAAGUGCCGGUGCCGGCGCCGGCGCCGAGGUUCAAGAAACCCCUGCCGCAACCGGAACGAUGAGUAUAGAAAAUGAUGAAGAAUCAAUAACAAUAAUGCAACCAAAGAUCUUGGUCAUCAUGGCUGGAAAUGACAAGCCUACUUGCAUAGCUACUCCAAUCUCCCUCAUUUCUAUUACCAAUUCAAUCAGUAGUACAUAG
Messenger RNA from Ipomoea nil (Japanese morning glory), 417 nucleotides. RefSeq names its product protein GLUTAMINE DUMPER 6-like. The transcript has a single exon. Bases 1 to 417 code for a protein of 138 amino acids. Gene Ontology annotation, biological process: regulation of amino acid export. The record is from RefSeq and is a predicted model, not a curated record. Lineage: Eukaryota; Viridiplantae; Streptophyta; Magnoliopsida; Solanales; Convolvulaceae.